Messenger RNA from Mercenaria mercenaria, 1089 nucleotides. RefSeq lists its product as uncharacterized. The record is from RefSeq and is a predicted model, not a curated record. The transcript has 5 exons. Bases 1 to 1089 code for a protein of 362 amino acids. NCBI's taxonomy places the organism in Eukaryota, Metazoa, Mollusca, Bivalvia, Venerida, Veneridae.
AUGAAUUCGGUAUGGACUCCACCAAAAUCUGGUUACAAAUUCCCUGAAAAUGAAUAUAAGUCUCAAGCAGAUGAUUACAAACCCCUACAGUCGGGAUGGACUCAACAAUUAAAAUCUGAUUACAAAGGCCCUGAAAAUGAAUGUCAGCCUCAAGCAGAUAAUUACAAAUCCCCACAGUCGGGAUGGAAUCAACAAUCAAAAUCUUAUUACAAAGACCAUGAAAAUGAAUGUAAGUCUCAAGCAGAGAAUUACAAACCCCCACAGUCGGUAUGGACUCCACCAAAAUCUGGUUACAAAUUCCCUGAAAAUGAAUGUAAGUCUCAAGCAGAUAAUUACAAACCACAACUUUCGGGAUGGACUCAACAAUUAAAAUCUAGUUACAAAUUCCCUAAAAAUGAAUGUAAGUCUCAAGCAGAUAAUUGCAAACCCCAACAGCCGGGAUGGAAUCAACAAUUAAAAUCUGAUUACAAAUUUCCUGAAAAUGAAUUCGGGAUGGCUCAACAAAUCUGUUCAAAGGCCCUGAAAAUGAAUGUAAUCUCAAGCAGAGAAUUACAAACCCCACAGUCGUCGGGAUGGGCUCAACCAAGAUCUGGUUUCAAAGGCCCUGAAAAUGAAUGUAAAUCUCAAGCAGAGAAUUACAAACCCCUACAGUCGGUAUGGACUCCACCAAAAUCUGGUUACAAAUUCCCUGAAAAUGAAUUUAAGUCUCAAGCAGAUAAUUACAAACCCCAACAGCCGGGAUGGAAUCAACAAUUAAAAUCUAGUUACAAAUUCCCUGAAAAUGAAUAUAAUAACAAACCGCAACAGUCGGGAUGGGCUCAACAAUUAAAAUCUGAUAACAAAGUCCCUGAAAAUGAAUGUAAGUCUCAAGCAGAUAAUUACAAACCCCCACAGUCGGGAUGGGCUCGACAAUUAAAAUCUGAUUACAAAUUCCCUGAAAAUGAAUGUAAAUCUCAAGCAGAUAAUUACAAACCCCAACAGUCGGGAUGGACUCAACAAUUAAAAUCUGAUUACGAAGGCCCUGAAAAUGAAUGUCAGUCUCAAGCAGAUAAUUACAACCCCCACAGUCGGGAUGGACUCAACAAUUAA